GUAUACGUAAAAUACUUAUGCCUAACUUCAAUGCUGUGUUUUCUAAAAACAACUAUUAAAGAAAAUGGCGGUUGUUGUCUCUGGCAUUGUACCUAGUUCCGUAAUAAUUUCCAAUUUACCAGUAUUUGUUUAGAAUUUACGGAGUGUAAUUUGGAGUGAUAUAAUUGAUUAUAGAUUUUUCGAACGGCUUUCAAAAAUGUUUGAUAGUCCAUUCAAAAGUUUUACAAAUACGAUAUCCUAAUUACUGCUAACAACGCGGUUUUUCGCUUAGUUUAUUUGUUCGCAUUUUCGUGCUAUGUAUUGAAUUUAUAAGUGUAAAUCGUUGCAAUAGUUAUUGUGCUAUUAAGAAAAGUGUGUUAUUGAUUGUCAUAUAAUGAGACUAGGAUAAUAAAAUGUGUCAGUGAAAAUUUGUUAGUUUGAUUACAAUGGGUGAAGCUGAAGAAUUUAACACUUUAGCGUUUGAGAAACGACUAAUGCACUUAAAAGAUACUCAGGAAAGUAUCCAGGGUUUGUCGGCGUGGUGUUUGAAGCAAAGGCCGCAUCAUAAAAAGAUAGUUUCCAGUUGGUUGAAUGUCUUGAAAAGAGUGAAGGUAGAACAGAGGCUAGUACUGUUCUAUUUGGCCAACGACGUAAUCCAGUACAGUAAAAGGAAGAACUAUGAGUUUGUUGAGAGUUGGGGACUCAAUUUGCAGAAAGCUACACCAUUGGUCAGAGAUGAGAAAGUGAGACCAAAAAUCCUUCGCAUAUUUAAAAUAUGGGAACAAAGAUCAGUUUACGAUGAUGAGUUUCUAUCAGAUCUGACUGGACUACUUAGUGCUGGAGCACUGAAGAAAUCUGAUGAUGAUUCAGAGUUCCAACCAUCACAACUUGUAAAUAAGAUAAAACAAUGCUCUGUAUUAGAAGCAGAUACAGAUUUGAGGCUCAAAGAGAUACAUGACAGUCAUCUGGAACUCUCCGAUGCUGAGCUACUGAGGGCUUCACUGAAAGAGAGAGGCAACAAGGAUGAUGUAGAAAAGGAGUUGAAUGAUGGGAUCUCUUGUGUGGAACGAUAUACUGCUGCAUUGCAAAGGGAAAUUGUAGCGAGGGAGGCUUUGUUAGCAUUACUUACAACCGCUACACAGUACUAUGCAACGCAGAGGGGUGAAGUGAAGGUUGUUGCUUAUGCAUAUAAAAACUUUGGAGCGCGUGUAAAAGCGUUGAAGCGAAAACUAGACGAGCUUAUACCGACUUUGCCCAAUGCUGCCCCAUCACCACCUCAGCGAGACGAAGAUGUGCCAUCUCCAGGGCCUGAUGAGGAUAUCGAACUGCCCGUACCAGAGAACACUGGGGAUGAUGAUGAGAUUGCCUAUAACAUCGACCAGACGUUCAACUCUUCGAUAGCAGCUGAUGGAUCUCUCUACAAUCUAGGCCUAACGUCUUUUCUAACAUCAGAAAAUCCAAUGGCAUUGUUCAACGAAUCCAGCGAUAUCCUGAAUAACACCAACAAAAUCGAAGUUAUAAACAGUAGGCCAAACAAACAAAAUGAGCAAGACUUUAACAUAAAUGAUGUGUUAAAAAAUCUGAUGACUGAUACUAAUACCAACGCGUCGGAUAAUAAUUCAGUAACAAGCGCGUCGGUGUCCCAAAAGUCACAGGACACGUUGCCCGGGCUAGAUUUACUAACACCAGACACGCCGGGCAACCCGCCGCCGCCUACAUCAUUCUAUGGGACCAUGGACCUUACUGAAGAACCGGAGCCUUAUCAUCCAGAAGCGGCCGGUAGCUCUUGGAACAAUACUAACUGGAGCAUACCUCGCGUAAAUCCUACGUUGAACGCCAACGUGUUUACUGACACCCCGGAGUCGCCGCCGCCCGCGCCUCGACCCAUACCGCCACCCGAACCAGUGCGGUAUCAACAGGAAAUUCCUACAGACGUCGAUCACAGAGGAAUAUUACCUCCACCGCCGCCGCCGCCCGUCUUACCGCUGCUUGGUCAGCUGGAAGACGUAGACCAUAGAAUGUUACCAUCUCUACCGCCAGUACCGCCUGUCGUCAACACGGCGCCCGUGCGACACCCUGUACAUCAAGAUGUGGACCAUAGGAAUUUGAUUCCUUUAACGCAUCAACCUACUCCUCCACCUCAACCAAUUAACUCUGUCACGAUGGAUCAAGAUUACAGGGUACCGCCAUUGGUGCCGCCUCCGGACAUCGUGGAGAGCGUUGAUAUGGAUCUGUCUGAAGACGAGGAUCAACAAGGAAUGUACGCAAAUCAAAACCAGGUGGAGAGACGGCACAGCUUCAAUAACAAUAACAAAGUUCUAGUCGGAGGCGAUAACGGCAAAGUGCACAAUGAGCACAACCAUAAAAAUCUCAUUCAAAUCAAUAGUGAAAAGAAAGAGCCGCAUUCCGCGCCCAUAGUCCCACCCAUGGUGAACCCUUUCGAUGCCAUGCCACCAGCCCUCCAAAACUUCAACAUGAACUUCCAAAAGCCCAUGAAUUUCCCUAAAACCUUCGAUCUGACUGAGGAAAACUCCAAUGACAGCGCGUACGAAGACGAUCUUAGAAACAGGGGCUUAGACAAGGCUAAGCACCACGAAAUACGGAACCCAUCACCACCAUUCGAAGACUUUGGGAAUGAGGACUGGCAACAGCAACAACAACAGCAUCAGCAUCAUCCAAGGUUCAUGAACCCUCGGUUCCCCAGGAAUUGGGGUCCGCGGACUAACUUUAGGCCUCCGGGGUUUUCUCCACAACAAGGCUGGCCUAGAAACGGCCCCCGUCCUAACAGAUGGAUGGGUCCUCGCCCAAGGUUUUGGUGAAGUGCAGUGUCAGUGUUGUAUACUUUAUAAAAGACGAAAUAUAAGGAAUUAUCAGUGGGUUUCAUUUUACAAUAGAACACAGAGGAUUACCUCAAUGGAGAACUCGCGACGAUUUGAAAUGUAUUAUAACUAAAUUUAUUAAUGCUUGAUCUCCAUUGAUUUAGUUCUCUGUUCAACCGAUUUGACUCAAUAGUUAUAGUUCUUAAUGCUCAGUGAGAGUUAUUUUUAUGCUAACGCGAUCGAAACUCUUAAAAGAAACGCUCUGAUUGGUUGGUUAAGUUGGAACAAGCCAAUCAGAACGCUGAACGUCAUAUACGUGGCGAUCGUUGACGUAGAGUAAACUAUCACUAGGCAU
Molecule: messenger RNA, 3153 nt
Organism: Spodoptera exigua (beet armyworm)
Lineage: Eukaryota; Metazoa; Arthropoda; Insecta; Lepidoptera; Noctuidae
Source: the annotation of a GenBank genome assembly